Messenger RNA from Chelonoidis abingdonii (Abingdon island giant tortoise), 735 nucleotides. The record is from RefSeq and is a predicted model, not a curated record. Lineage: Eukaryota; Metazoa; Chordata; Testudines; Testudinidae.
AUGAACCAUUUGGUCAUUGCCCCUCUGGGAAAAAGAGAGAGAAGCAGCCAACCGAGGAGGAAGCAGCAAAGCGAGGAGCUGCUGAAACAGACGGAAGCCGAGAGGCAGAAGAUCGUCUGGGAGUGGAAGGAGCUGCAAGGGUUUCUAGAGGAGCAGGAGCAACGGCUGCUGUCCCGACUGGAAGAGCUAGAGAGAGCCAUUGUCCAGAGAAGGGAUGAGGGCGUCUGCCACCUGUCCUGGGAGAUUUCCCUGCUCAGCGAGAGGGGAGGAGAGAAGGGGCAGCAGCCGCUGAGCCAACCCCUGCAGGGUGCUUGGAGCACUGGGGGCAGCAGGGAGGACGGGACGUUUCAGAAGCCAGAGCCGUCGUUUGCAGAGCUGGAAAAGAGACUCAGCGAUUUCUCUCUGAAAAGUGCCAUGCUGCAGGAGGUGCUGCUGGGAUUCAAAGAGAUGCUGCGACGCGGGCUGGGGAGCGACACAGCCAUCCCGAUGAUAAUUAAUUUCUGGGAAACAUCCUCAGCAGAAUUAUUCGAAGAUGUUGCACCCGAGAGUAAAGGCACAGAGGCAGUGGGUUGUGGGAAAGAGGGCGGCAGAGUAACGCCCACCUUUGGCUCCAGAUUGUCCCAGCCUCCCAUGGGACAGGGAAGGGAACUGGCUGUAGUGGAGCCAGUCCAGGUAGGGAUUAUUGCGGGGUUGGUAGUGGGUUCCUGCUGGAGGGGGAGGGGCAGGAAAUACUGA